Messenger RNA from Tigriopus californicus, 2433 nucleotides. RefSeq names its product aryl hydrocarbon receptor-like. Gene Ontology annotation, cellular component: nucleus; aryl hydrocarbon receptor complex. The record is from RefSeq and is a predicted model, not a curated record. NCBI's taxonomy places the organism in Eukaryota, Metazoa, Arthropoda, Copepoda, Harpacticoida, Harpacticidae. The transcript is spliced from 9 exons. Gene Ontology annotation, biological process: regulation of transcription by RNA polymerase II. Gene Ontology annotation, molecular function: transcription cis-regulatory region binding; nuclear receptor activity; protein dimerization activity. The coding region runs from base 347 to 2254 and encodes 635 amino acids.
CUACAUGGAAGAGCGCUUGGCUGAGGAAAUGAGUCCCUUUGUUUGAACAAAUGAGAGGCAGGCUCGAGGGCGGUCCUUCUGUUCGUCAUUGGCUGGAAACUCCAAGAGGGAGGAGUCUAAAUGGAGUCUCUGGCCGGAUCAUCGCAUCGAACAAGCAAGAAGUUCAACACAGAGAGAGAGAGAGAAAGAGGAAAAGAGAGAAAGAGAGAGAGACAGAGAGAGACAGGGAGAAAAAGUACAGUGUGUGUGCGGGGCUUUGGAAAAUGGACUCUUGACAGAAGGAAGAACAGCAGCGGGAACAACGAGGAGAGUCUACCUUAAGUUGUUAAGUAUAGCCGUGAAGGAAAUGAAUAUGAAUCCAAAUCCAUUAAGCACAGUGUAUGCCACCAAAAGACGGAGACGAUCAAAUAAAAGUUUGCGACCCUCGGCCAAAGAUAAUGGCUCUCAGACGAAAAGCAAUCCUUCGAAACGUCACCGCGAACGACUCAAUGGGGAACUUGAUCAUUUGGCCUCAUUACUUCCGUUCGAGUCAAACAUUCUCUCCAAGUUGGAUCGAUUGUCUAUCCUACGGCUGGCUGUGGCAUUUCUGCGAACCAAAACCUUCUUCCAAGUGGCAAUGCACAGGGAAAAAGAUGAGCUCCUGGAGAAUCAGUACAAAAGAGAUUUCCUGACCUAUGACAAUCAGCUGCUGGACGGAGACAUCUUCCUUCAGGCUCUCAAUGGUUUUCUCAUGAUCCUGGACUGCAACGGCGAGCUGUUCUUCGCAACACAUUCAAUUGAGACCUAUUUAGGUUUCCAUCAGUCGGAUGUGAUCCACCAAUCUGUCUAUGAGUUGGUCCAUUCGGAGGACCGAGAGGAGCUCCAAAAGCAGCUGACCUGGAACACGUACCUUCCCAACGAGGAUUCCAAUCUUAGUGUGCAAGAUGUCAUUCAGUCCGAUAGUCCGGCAGUUCUGGAACGAUCCUUCACCGUACGCUUCAGAUGUCUCUUAGAUAAUACAUCAGGAUUUCUGAGGCUGGAUAUUCGUGGACGUAUCAAAGUCCUCCACGGACAAAACAAAAAAUCCGAGGAUCCUCCUUUGGCAUUAUUCUGUCUUUGCACACCUUUUGGGCCUCCGUCCUUGUUAGAAAUUCCCCAGAAGGAAGUCAUGUUCAAAUCAAAACACAAAUUAGAUUUUACUUAUGUGUCUCUCGAUUCAAAGGGUAAGGAAUUGCUAGGAUAUGAAGACCGAGAAGUAUUUGAUGUGGGUGGUUAUGACUUGGUUCAUUACGACGAUUUGGCUUAUGUAGCCAGUGCCCAUCAAGAACUUCUAAAAACUGGUGCCAGUGGCAUGAUAGCCUACCGAAUCUUAACCAAAGACUUGAAAUGGCAAUGGCUUCAAACCUCGUCCAGAUUGGUGUACAAGAAUUCCAAGCCAGAUUUUAUCAUCUCUACCCACAGACCCUUGAUGGAGGAAGAAGGCCGAGACCUCUUGGGAAAACGGACCAUGGAUUUCAAGGUGACAUAUCUCGAUGUGGGCUUAACCAGUUCCUACUUGAGUGAUCAUGAAACUUCAAACCAAUCAACUGGAACCACUAAUGGAGCCACUCCCACCACCACCAAAUCCAACAAACGUUACAAAACCCAUCUCAGAGACUUCUUGUCCUCUUGCAAAUCCAAACGAAAGUCUACUAACAGUGAUUUGGCUUACGACACGAGCACCUUAGCUUACGCGACCAUGUACUCGCAAACAUCGGGCAACUCCAAUUAUCCGCCGGAAGGAUCCUUGUACAUGCAACAAAACCUCUCUUCGCCAUAUCAAUCCAUCUACUCCUCCGUAGACAAUCGAUAUUUCUCCCCGGAAUAUUUGGCCAGUUAUCGAUCUUUGACCACGUAUUACCCCGAAUAUGCCGCCACGGCCCAUGCUGCCCAAUACCUUGGAAACAGCUACUUUACAGCUGCAGCUGCGGCCGACCACAAUAAUCCAGUACCGGCUGCCAGACCCUUGGGCGCCCUUCCGUACGAUGUGUCGACCAAUCACCUCAGAUAUUUCGAUGAAAAAGCUCAUUCUGGAGUCACCGAACCUUCUCCGGUCGGAUUGAGUGGAGGUGAAUGCAAAUACACCUAUGACGAACACUCGCAAGGUAGUGAUGAUAAAAUGGAUGGCGAAGGACGAUCCCGAUCAAAGAACGCUGACGCUUCAAAGAGAGAAAUGGAGAAAUUGGCCAAAGGUGUCAAAUGUGAACCCUACCCUGAGUUUCCCAAAGACCCUUAACAUUUCUGCGAUUGAAGUUCAAAUGAAUGGUUACAAAUGGAGAGUUCCACGUGAAGCCUUGAAGAUGAAGGAAAUCGAUCUCAUGCCAAUCAUAGUCAGUGGAUUAUCUAGUCAGAGGCUUUUUUAGAUGUGUUAUCGAUGUCAAUUACUAAAUCUGAAUACACCAUCCGUUUUAGAAA